CCAGUGGCCAAUGGACGCGCGCGGCGGAGGGCGAAGGGCGAAGGGCAGGCCGGCGGCGCCGUGGUCGCGGGGCGCGCUGGCUCGUUCCCUCCUUUCCUCCGGCGCUGUUGCCCCUAUCCUCACCAAACAGAACUACAACAUGCCUUAAACAUCUGCUGGCAGUCUUGUGGGCAGACUCCAAUUGAGGGUUGAAAAGUGCAACUUAACAUCAAGGCUGGAGGGAACCUUAGAGACCAUCCGAAUCCAGCCCCUCUUUUCUGCAGCGAAGAAACCAAGAAGCAGAGACAGGAGUGACUUGCUCAAUAACUUUGAGUGAUUGAAUGAUGCUGUUUGGAAAAAUUUCCCAGCAGUUGUGUGGCUUUAAGAAACUCCCAUGGUCAUGUGAUUGCAGAAACUUCUGGGGCUGGUUGAAUGCAGUGUUUAAUAAAGUGGAUCAUGAACGCAUCAAGGACGUGGGACCCGAUAGGGCGGCAUCCGAGUGGCUGCUGCGUUGUGGGGCCAUGGUGCGCUACCAUGGCCAGGAGAAGUGGCAGAAGGACUACAACCACCUCCCAACAGGACCUCUGGACAAAUACAAGAUUCAGGCGAUUGAUGCCACUGACUCUUGUAUCAUGAGAAUUGGGUUUGAUCACCUGGAGGGCCUACAGCAUGUUGAAAAAAUAAGACUAUGCAAGUGUCAUUAUAUUGAGGAUGGCUGUUUGGAGAGACUUGGUAAACUUGAAAAUUUACAAAAAAGCAUAUUGGAAAUGGAAAUAAUUUCAUGUGGGAAUAUCACAGACAAAGGCAUCAUUGCUUUAUAUCACUUAAGAAACCUCAAGUAUUUGUUGUUAAGUGAUCUUCCUGGAGUAAGAGAAAAAGAAAACCUUAUCCGAACCUUUAAGACAGUACUGCCUUCUCUGGAACUAAAAUUAGACUUGAAGUAAAAUAAUAAUAUUCAGUAA
Messenger RNA from Ailuropoda melanoleuca (giant panda), 941 nucleotides. RefSeq names its product distal membrane arm assembly component 2 like (gene DMAC2L). The record is from RefSeq and is a predicted model, not a curated record. Bases 321 to 923 code for a protein of 200 amino acids. Lineage: Eukaryota; Metazoa; Chordata; Mammalia; Carnivora; Ursidae. The transcript is spliced from 6 exons.